Messenger RNA from Hemiscyllium ocellatum (epaulette shark), 2475 nucleotides. RefSeq lists its product as uncharacterized. Bases 1 to 2475 code for a protein of 824 amino acids. The transcript is spliced from 13 exons. The record is from RefSeq and is a predicted model, not a curated record. Lineage: Eukaryota; Metazoa; Chordata; Chondrichthyes; Orectolobiformes; Hemiscylliidae.
AUGAUUCAGAAUCAUGCGAAAAGCAAAUUUCAGAACGAUGCGAACAACAAGACUCAGAAGUUUGCUCAUAGCACGAUUCAGAAUGAUGCUAACGGCAAGAUUCAGAAAAAUGUUAACAGCACGAUUCAUAAUGAUGCUAACAGAAAGGUUCAGAAUGAUGCUGACAGCACGAUUCAAAAUGAUGCUAACAGCAAGAUUCAGAAUUUUGCUCACAGCACGAUUAAGAAUGAUGCUAACAGCACGAUUCAGAAUGAUGCGAACAACAUGAAUCAGAAUGAUGCGAAAAGCAAAUUUCAGAAUGAUGCUAACAACAAGAUUCAGAAUUUUGCUCACAGCACGAUUAAGAAUGAUGCUAACAGCACGAUUCAGAAUGAUGCGAACAACAUGAAUCAGAAUGAUGCGAAAAGCAAAUUUCAGAAUGAUGCUAACAACAAGAUUCAGAAUUUUGCUCACAGCACGAUUAAGAAUGAUAAUGAUGCUAACGGCAAGAUUCAGAACAAUGUUAACAGCACGAUUCAGAAUGAUGCUAACAGCACGAUUCACAAUGAUGUGAACAGCAAGGUGCUGAAAGAUGCUGACAGUACGAUUCAGGAUGAUGCUAACAGCAAGAAUAAUGCGAAAAGCAAAUUUCAGAACGAUGCGAACAACAAGACUCAGAAGUUUGCUCAUAGCACGAUUCAGAAUGAUGCUAACGGCAAGAUUCAGAAAAAUGUUAACAGCACGAUUCAUAAUGAUGCUAACAGAAAGGUUCAGAAUGAUGCUGACAGCACGAUUCAAAAUGAUGCUAACAGCAAGAAUCAUGCGAAAAGCAAAUUUCAGAACGAUGCGAACAACAAGACUCAGAAGUUUGCUCAUAGCACGAUUCAGAAUGAUGCUAACGGCAAGAUUCAGAAAAAUGUUAACAGCACGAUUCAUAAUGAUGCUAACAGAAAGGUUCAGAAUGAUGCUGACAGCACGAUUCAAAAUGAUGCUAACAGCAAGAUUCAGAAUUUUGCUCACAGCACGAUUAAGAAUGAUGCUAACAGCACGAUUCAGAAUGAUGCGAACAACAUGAAUCAGAAUGAUGCGAAAAGCAAAUUUCAGAAUGAUGCUAACAACAAGAUUCAGAAUUUUGCUCACAGCACGAUUAAGAAUGAUGCUAACAGCACGAUUCAGAAUGAUGCGAACAACAUGAAUCAGAAUGAUGCGAAAAGCAAAUUUCAGAAUGAUGCUAACAACAAGAUUCAGAAUUUUGCUCACAGCACGAUUAAGAAUGAUAAUGAUGCUAACGGCAAGAUUCAGAACAAUGUUAACAGCACGAUUCAGAAUGAUGCUAACAGCACGAUUCACAAUGAUGUGAACAGCAAGGUGCUGAAAGAUGCUGACAGUACGAUUCAGGAUGAUGCUAACAGCAAGAAUCAUGCGAAAAGCAAAUUUCAGAACGAUGCGAACAACAAGACUCAGAAGUUUGCUCAUAGCACGAUUCAGAAUGAUGCUAACGGCAAGAUUCAGAAAAAUGUUAACAGCACGAUUCAUAAUGAUGCUAACAGAAAGGUUCAGAAUGAUGCUGACAGCACGAUUCAAAAUGAUGCUAACAGCAAGAAUCAUGCGAAAAGCAAAUUUCAGAACGAUGCGAACAACAAGACUCAGAAGUUUGCUCAUAGCACGAUUCAGAAUGAUGCUAACGGCAAGAUUCAGAAAAAUGUUAACAGCACGAUUCAUAAUGAUGCUAACAGAAAGGUUCAGAAUGAUGCUGACAGCACGAUUCAAAAUGAUGCUAACAGCAAGAUUCAGAAUUUUGCUCACAGCACGAUUAAGAAUGAUGCUAACAGCACGAUUCAGAAUGAUGCGAACAACAUGAAUCAGAAUGAUGCGAAAAGCAAAUUUCAGAAUGAUGCUAACAACAAGAUUCAGAAUUUUGCUCACAGCACGAUUAAGAAUGAUGCUAACAGCACGAUUCAGAAUGAUGCGAACAACAUGAAUCAGAAUGAUGCGAAAAGCAAAUUUCAGAAUGAUGCUAACAACAAGAUUCAGAAUUUUGCUCACAGCACGAUUAAGAAUGAUAAUGAUGCUAACGGCAAGAUUCAGAACAAUGUUAACAGCACGAUUCAGAAUGAUGCUAACAGCACGAUUCACAAUGAUGUGAACAGCAAGGUGCUGAAAGAUGCUGACAGUACGAUUCAGGAUGAUGCUAACAGCAAGAAUCAUGCGAAAAGCAAAUUUCAGAACGAUGCGAACAACAAGACUCAGAAGUUUGCUCAUAGCACGAUUCAGAAUGAUGCUAACGGCAAGAUUCAGAAAAAUGUUAACAGCACGAUUCAUAAUGAUGCUAACAGAAAGGUUCAGAAUGAUGCUGACAGCACGAUUCAAAAUGAUGCUAACAGCAAGAUUCAGAAUAGUGCUCCCAGCAAUGUUCAGAAUGAUGCUAACAGCACGAUUCAGAAUGAUUCUAACAACAUGAUUCCGAAUGAUGAUAACAGCACAACAUCAGAAUGA